Messenger RNA from Durusdinium trenchii, 951 nucleotides. The record is from the annotation of a GenBank genome assembly. NCBI's taxonomy places the organism in Eukaryota, Dinophyceae, Suessiales, Symbiodiniaceae.
AUGUGGCCAGCCCGGUCAGCGCGUCAGCUUCGGUCGAAGGAUCCUUUGGUCCGCUGGCCUUGGAGCCCAUGCCGCCUUCACAGCUGGCAGCCCACCUCCUCCAAGGAGCUCUGCACUGCUCCGCGCGGCAGACGACUGGCGCAAACCGGUGGCGCGAAGGAUGUGCUGGUGCGGAGCUUUGUGCUGAGCGUGUUGGCGCGAUUGGAGGAUCCGGACUACUUAAGCCCGGAAGCUUCCACCUUGGCCAGCUGCUUGGAGGACGUCGCAUGGAAAGUCCGUCGGGGAGCAUGCCAAGCCUUGGGUUGGUGCCACUCCGCUGCCGUGGCGCCGCACGCCGCCGCGCUCGCGCGCUGCGUGGACGACGACGACGCGCGGGUGGCGCGGAGUGCACUGGGGGCAUUGAGGCGCUGUGGUGACUGGGCAUUGAGGCCGUGGGCUCAGCUGCUCGCAGAGCACUUUGAUGAGGAGGACGAGAAGAUGAGAACGGCUGCCCUGGUGGCCUUCGCACAGAUCAAAGGUGCCGAGGUCCUUUCCCCGCACGCCACGGCGCUGGCGGCGAGUGCGCACGGUUCGGAGCCGGGCCCCGUGCGCCGCGCCAGCUGCCAGGCCCUCUCCCGGUGCCAUCCACAGGUCCUCCAGCCCUACUUGCACCUUUUGGCGCCCUACAUGGAGGAUCAGGACCUUGAGGUCCGCAUUGCGGUGUGCCAGGCCUUUGCGAAGUGCGAUCCCUCCUUCAUCGCGCCUUACGUCUCCCCACUGGCUCGGCGUCUCAAGGACUGCCUGCUGGUGCGGUGGAAUGCCUGCCGCGCCUUGCUGGAGUGCAAGCCCGCGCUGUUGCUGCCGCAUCUGGACUUGUUGACUGAACUGCUGCAAGACCACAACAAGCAGGUCAGGCAGCUGGCGCAGCGACUGCUGGCACGCUGCUUUCCCGAGGCCAGUCCGAAGACUUGA